This is a messenger RNA of Rhinichthys klamathensis goyatoka, 1011 nucleotides long. It is a transcript of the gene pik3ip1, whose product is annotated as phosphoinositide-3-kinase interacting protein 1. The transcript is spliced from 6 exons. NCBI's taxonomy places the organism in Eukaryota, Metazoa, Chordata, Actinopteri, Cypriniformes, Leuciscidae. Gene Ontology annotation, molecular function: signaling receptor binding; endopeptidase activity. Bases 182 to 976 code for a protein of 264 amino acids. The record is from RefSeq and is a predicted model, not a curated record.
UCAGCGAUCAGUCCAUUCAGGCUGUUUACCAGUUCAGAGCCCAAAACAACAGCACGACUGCAGUGUGUUUGUUUGGAGAGCAGUGUGGCUCGAUUCACCACAGGCUCUUCAAUUAAAACGGAGCUGUUUUAUGCCGACUCGUCGUAAUUGUUCUUGUUGUUAAUAACAUCGACGAAUAAAAAUGUUUCGACUGCUUUACUUUGCGCUCCUGCUGAACUCUGGUUUGGUGAGCUGCUUUUCUGUUGUUGAAGAUUGUAUAACAUCUAAUGGCGAGAACUACAGGGGAAUGCAACAGAAGACAUCCUCGGGAAAUAUAUGCCUCAACUGGAGGAGUCUAAACCUGAAGUUUAAAGACUCACAGACGGAAGAUGUUGGAAAUCACAAUUUCUGUCGUAACCCAGAUGGUUCAGAGAAGCCUUGGUGCUACGUCUCUGGGUCCAGUGGAGAAACCAGAAAAGAAGCAUGUGAUAUUAAGAUAUGCCAAGACCAAAACUCCACAGAAGCUACGGCUCCAGAAGUGUCUGUCCCCACUCAGGGACUCACCCCAAGGAUGGUGGAGACCUUUGAACCCGUAAACUCCUUCCCCUCGCAGGUGGAGGGUGCAGCGGUGCAGCCCGUGAAGGGAGUGCGCCAGCAGGCCAGGAGUGAACCUAAGAAGAAGAAAGACCUUGGGACUCUUGGUUAUGUUCUCGCCGUCUUCAUGAUGGCCAUUAUCAUCCUACUUGGAGGUGGAAUCACGAUGGGAUACUUCUACAAACGGGGUCGUGACCUCAAGAAACAGCACGAGCAACGGGUUUACGAGCGUGAGAUGCAUCGCAUCACUCUUCCUCUCUCUGCCUUCGCCAAUCCCACCUGCGAGCUGGUGGACGAGAACACCAUCGUCAUCACGGCUGAGCCGAACAAUCUUACCCCCACUCAGGAGCCCGUAGACGCGGCCGACCCUCUUAUGGGGACAGCGGGGACCCCUGGAGCCUGAUGGAGGAACAGGAUGAGUGCCUCGAUGGGCGUCUU